Molecule: messenger RNA, 1734 nt
Organism: Ziziphus jujuba (common jujube)
Lineage: Eukaryota; Viridiplantae; Streptophyta; Magnoliopsida; Rosales; Rhamnaceae
Source: the annotation of a RefSeq genome assembly
AUGGAAAAAUGUCGGUUCGAUUCGAUGUUGUUUAGGAGGGGGUUAGAAUACAGGUGUGGGUUAAGUAAAUCAAUGGAUAGUUUUGGUGGUCCUAUUGAAAAUGAAAAUACCAGUGUAAAUAAAGAUCCGAUUAUAAAUCAUAUGAAUAAAAAAAUUCCUAAUGGGAUUGAGAGUAACAAUUAUAGUUACAGUAAUGUUGAUCAUUUAGUCGGCGUCAGGAGGUACAUUCGAAAUUUCAUAUCUGAUCAAACUUUUUUCUUUAGGGAUAGUAAUAGGGACCAUUACUCCAUAUAUUUUGAUAUUGAAAAUCGAAUUUUUGAGACUGACACCGAUCGUUCUUUUCUAAGUGCACCAAAAAGUUCUUUUUAUAGUUAUCAGAAUUCUAGUUAUCCGAAUAAUGUAUCUAAGAGUGACGAUCCUCACUAUUAUCGUUACAUGUAUGAUACUAAAUAUAGUUGGAAUAAUCACAUUACUAGUUGCAUUGACAGUUAUCUUCGUUCUCAAAUCAGUACUGAUCGUUAUAUUUUAAGUAGUAGUGUCAAUUCCAAUGACAGUUACAUUUAUAGUUACAUUCGUGGCGAAAGCGAUAAGAGUAGUAAAAGCGGGAGUUCCAGUAUACGAACCAGUACGGAUGAUAGUGCAAAAACUCUAAGAAAAAGAGAGUUCGAGAGAGCUCUAACUGAAAUAAGAAAAAGAAAAAGGGAUUUAGAGAGAGCUCUAACUCAACUAAAAGAAAACAAAUUAAAAUUAAAUAAAAUUUUAAAAGAAAACAAAUUAAAGAAAGCUCUAGCUGAAAUAAGAGAAAGAAAAAAUGAUUUAGCGUUUUCUCUAAAUCAAAUACAAAUAAGAGACAGAAAAAGUGAUUUAGAGAUAACUAAAAAAUACAAAUAUUUGUGGGUGCAAUGCGAAAAUUGUUAUGGAUUAAAUUAUAAGAAAUUUUUUAAAUUUCAAAUGAAUAUUUGUGAACAUUGUGGACGUCAUUUGAAAAUGACUAGUUCAGAUAGAAUCGAAAGUUCGGUUGAUCCAGGUACUUGGGAGCCUCUGGAUGAAGACAUGGUCUCUAGGGAUCCCAUAAAAUUUCAUUCGCGGGAGGAACCUUAUAAAGAUCGUAUUGAUUUUAAUCAAAGAACGACAGGAUUAACUGAUGCUGUUCAAACAGGCAUAGGUCGACUAAAUGGUAUUCCUGUAGCAAUCGGGGUUAUGGAUUUUCAGUUUAUGGGGGGUAGUAUGGGAUCGGUAGUGGGCGAGAAAAUCACACGUUUGAUCGAACAUGCUACCAAUAAAUUUUUACCUCUUAUUCUAGUGUGUGCUUCUGGAGGAGCACGUAUGCAAGAAGGAAGUUUGAGCUUGAUGCAAAUGGCUAAAAUAUCUUCUGCUUUAUAUUAUUAUCAAUCAAAUAAUAAGUUAUUCUAUGUAUCAAUCCUUUCAUCUCCUACUACGGGUGGGGUGACAGCUAGUUUUGGUAUGUUGGGAGAUAUCAUUAUUGCCGAACCAAAUGCCUACGUUGCAUUUGCGGGUAAAAGAGUAAUUGAACAAACAUUGAAUAAGACAGUACCCGAGGGUGCACAAGCGGCUGAAUAUUUAUUCCAUAAGGGCUUAUUCGAUCCAAUCGUACCACGUAAUCCUUUAAAAGGCGUUCUGAGUGAGUUAUUUCAGCUCCAUGCUUUCUUUCCUUUGAAUCGAAAAAUGAAAUCAAAAAUAAAAUUAAGGAGAGCCAUAUAUCCUUAUCCUUAA